CCCCGUCACCCAUGAGGCUGGAAGCUGCAGCCAGGAUGGAUCUGUUCAGGAAGCUGUGGGAGGCGAGAAAACUGAUCGUUGUGGUGUUCAUCCCGUUGUCCCUGCUUCCUUUACCACUUAUCCACCCCACCAGUGAGGCCAGCUGUGCGUAUGUGCUGAUAGUCACGGCGAUCUACUGGGUGUCGGAGGCCGUGCCCCUGGGCGCCGCUGCUUUGGUCCCAGCCUUCCUCUACCCGCUCUUUGGGGUGCUCAAGUCCAGCGAGGUGGCUGCGGAGUACUGCAAGGACACCACUCUGCUGCUGAUGGGUGUCAUCUGCCUGGCGGCCUCCAUAGAGAAGUGGAACCUGCACAAACGCAUCGCCCUGCGCAUGGUGAUGAUCGCCGGCGCCAAGCCCGGCAUGUUAGUCCUUGGCUUCAUGUGCUGCACGGUCUUUCUGUCCAUGUGGCUGAGCAACACGUCGACGACGGCCAUGGUGAUGCCCAUAGCGGAGGCCGUCCUGCAGCAGCUCAUCUGCACCGGCCUGGCAGACAGCCACGACGACUCCGAGACCGCCGAGGCCCCUGAGGACGACGCCGCCGUUUUAGACAGAAAAGUGAACCUGGAGAAGAACCAGCUGGAGCUGCUCUACUGCAGUAACGGCAACAGCUGCACCAAACAGGAGUUGUCCACACUUAGUGAGAUGCAGAGCGGGGAGGUCAACGGCGUGGGUCCAAAGCCAAACGUGGACUUCAUCGGAAACAGAAACGGACACCUGCCGCAGGUGGAAGUGGAAAUCCCCAACGUGAAGCGCGUGAAGGCCAGGAGGGACUCCCAGUACCCCACCAAGAGGGAUCACAUGAUCUGCAAGUGCCUGUCGCUCAGCAUCACCUACGCCGCCACCAUCGGCGGCCUCAUCACCAUCACCGGCACCUCCACCAAUCUCAUCUUUGCGGAGCAGUUCAACACACGUUAUCCAGAGGCGAAGGUGAUCAACUUCGGCACGUGGUUCAUCUUCAGCUUCCCCAUUGCCCUCAUCAUGCUGGUCCUCACCUGGCUGUGGCUGCACUUCCUCUUCCUAGGCUGCAACUUCAGGGAGACGUGCUCGCUGAGCAAGAAACGCAAGACCAGGAGAGAGAUGCUGUCGGAGAGCAGGAUCCACGAGGAGUACGCCAAGCUGGGACCCAUCAGCUACCCAGAGGUGGUGACGGGUGUUUUCUUCAUCCUGAUGACUCUGCUGUGGUUCACCAGAGAGCCGGGGUUUGUGCCCGGCUGGACGUCUCUGUUUGAGAAGAAAGGCUACAGGACUGACGCCACAGUGUCUGUGCUCCUCGGCUUCCUGCUCUUCCUCAUCCCUGCCAGACGACCCUUCUCCUCCUCCAGCUGUAGGGAUGCAGACGAUAAUUCUGAGUCCGGCCCGCUGGCUCCUAUGAUCACAUGGAAGGACUUUCAGAGGCUGAUGCCAUGGGAGAUCGUAAUUCUCGUGGGGGGAGGCUAUGCUCUGGCUGCUGGUUGCAAGGUGUCGGGCUUGUCGGUGUGGAUCGGCAGGCAGCUGGAACCAAUGAGCGGUCUCCCUCCCUGGGCGGUCACCCUGCUGGCCUGCCUGCUGGUGUCCACGGUCACAGAGUUCGCCUCCAACCCGGCGACUCUCACCGUCUUUCUGCCCAUCCUGUCUGCGCUGUCAGAGACUCUGCACAUCAACCCCCUACACACUUUGAUCCCAUGCACCAUGUGUGUGUCAUUUGGGGUCAUGCUCCCAGUGGGUAACCCCCCCAACGCCAUUGUCUUCAGUUACGGCCACGUGCAGAUCAGCGACAUGGUGAAAGCAGGUUUCGGGGUGAACCUGAUUGGCGUAGCAGUGGUCAUGCUGGCCAUUACCACGUGGGGCGUCCCCCUGUUUAACCUGACCGAAUUCCCAGCCUGGGCGGCAGCGAGGAACAUGACGGGGAGCUUAUAACCACUGGUGGUGGGGGGCUAGUGGUGAGAACACAGCUCGAAUUCAACGAGAGGCAGAGAAAGGAAACUAGACUGGAAGAUACCUGCGUAGACAGACCUGCAACGUCUCGACAGCAUUGUGUUCCUCAGAGUUGACUUGUAUUCUUGACUGAUUAGACUGGAAGUGUGUUAGAAAGAUGGAUGAGGGAUGGUGGAAAGGGAGAGGAGAGGGAAAACUUAGACUUAAAAUUAUAUAUCUUUUCCACCAUAAGACGCCUGGUCGCAAGUGAAAACCUACACAUUACUAUAUCUGAGGUAAUCAAGAAGUGACCUUUAUUGAUUAAGUGUAAGAAUGAGCUAACUUCUGUAGCAACUGUCAAACCUUUUUAGAUAUACUCAGUAUUUUUUCACAAGAUUCUAAACAGUCUGUUUCAAAGCCUUAAAGGUGUGUGUGCAUGUAAAGCUUAUAGACUGUAGGUGCUAUAUGUACUAUUUUGGAAAUCUAGGCCUUUUACAGUAUAUCUGACUGAUGUCGUUACCAAAGUCUCUGAUGGUAAUUUUGUGCCAUAUUCUACUGUGAACUUUUGAGUACCUUGCAACUCGUGCCUUCAUCAUGUAACUGUCUAUCUUAAUACACUUUUAAGCCCAAUUUGAGUGUUAUGGAAACCUAUAACCGACUUAUAACAAUUACAGUGUUAGCAUCACACUGAAGCCUCAGCUGUGCAGGACCUUCCUUUAACCACA
Betta splendens (Siamese fighting fish) is the source of this 2656-nucleotide messenger RNA. RefSeq names its product solute carrier family 13 member 4 (gene slc13a4). The coding region runs from base 12 to 1934 and encodes 640 amino acids. Gene Ontology annotation, cellular component: membrane. The transcript is spliced from 15 exons. NCBI's taxonomy places the organism in Eukaryota, Metazoa, Chordata, Actinopteri, Anabantiformes, Osphronemidae. Gene Ontology annotation, biological process: monoatomic anion transmembrane transport. Gene Ontology annotation, molecular function: transmembrane transporter activity. The record is from RefSeq and is a predicted model, not a curated record.